AUGAGAAUCAAGGGAAUCAAGUUCCCGACGAUCAACCCUGAAGAUAAGGAGCAGAUCAAUAAGUCGUACACGUUCUCAUCAUUUAAUGCCGCAAACGUUGAUAACGCACAAGGACCGAUGGGAAUCAGAGUAAUGGCAAUAAACCUACGAGGACCAAUGGAAAUUGACGUCAGAGAGUUGGAUCAGCUCCUGCAGAACAUAAACAACAAUAACUACGACGAAGAGUACAUACAGGAGGUGAGACGGAAGCUGCUGGGAACAAUAGAAGUGCUGUCGAGUAAGUCGAACCUGAGCGACCACUACAGCCAGCUGCUGGACAAGAUACUGAGGCUAAACGACUCGCUGCUGAUGCUGUGUAACACGGACGCAGCAGCAGGGAACACGGCACCAGCACAAGGAGUGGACACCUUAGGAACCACACGAAGCAAUUUGGGAACGGGAGUCAGCAGUAGACACCCAAGCACCGUAGACGGAGAGUCCAGUAACAAUAGAGUGGGAGCUGGAGUGUUCGGCGGAACCUCAGGUGCACUGAUGGGUAUGGGCGGCAUGGCGGGAAGGACAGGCGACAACGCAGCCACAGUGAACAGGAGGAUCGACAACCUGAUGGAGUUCGGAGACUCGUCAGCGUCGGCGCCCAAGGACGACUUUGACUUUUUCAACCCGUUCGAUACGGACAGCGCAACGGGGGCAGAUGGCACUAGUAGCGUCGCAGGAGGCCCAGGAGCACACGCCAACAGGAGUGGCCACGUAGGCAGCGGCAUCGCCGGCGUCGCUGGCCCGUCGACAUCGAGCUCAGCCUCGAAAAAGGACGACGUCAAGGAGAACCUGGACGACAUAUUCAACUUCAUCUCCCUUAACUCGGCGGACAAGGAGGACUCGGACGCGAAGGAAGACUCGGACGACGACGAACAGCUGUUCGAAGACGAAGACGAGCUGAUAAACAACUUCAUCAACUCGCCAACGUCUUUCAGCUACAUGGACGAAGGACUGGGCUCAGGAGUGGGUGCUGGACUGGGUGCUGGAGUGAGCUCAGGAGUGUGCCCGGCAGUGGCAGGUCAAGGGCCGGGAGGCGCCGGGAACGACAUUGGCACGGGGCUCGGCAGCGCAGGCUCCUUCGGCUCAAACGACGCCAACAGCGCAAGUGUGGCCACAAACGCGUGCGUUUUCGGAAGUAGGGAGGGCAGCAGAAGCGGAGUCUCGGUGAGCGGCGAAGCCCUGGAGAGCGCAAGGAGCUUCACAAGCGAGGCGGCAUCAGAGCGCAUCAGCAGGGAGGAAUUGAAGUCGGAAGGAGACGCGAAGGCCGCGAACGGCGAAAACAGCGAAGAGCCGGAAGGCGGCGCAAAGGAAUCCAGGGAAAAAAACCUGAGCGAACUGGUGUCGCAGCUGGACAACCUGGAAGUGGACUUCGGCCACAUGUCAGAACCAUUUGAAGCGAGAGUAGCGUCAAGAAAGGGCCAAGAGGAGCAAAAAUUAGAACAAAGGAAGCAUAAGCAGGUAGGGACCGCGAUGCUGUGCCAAGCAGGGGAAAGCAGGCUUUAA
Molecule: messenger RNA, 1539 nt
Organism: Theileria orientalis strain Shintoku
Lineage: Eukaryota; Apicomplexa; Aconoidasida; Piroplasmida; Theileriidae
Exons: 2
Coding region: 1-1539 (512 amino acids)
Source: RefSeq, a predicted model, not a curated record